Molecule: messenger RNA, 2199 nt
Organism: Effrenium voratum
Lineage: Eukaryota; Dinophyceae; Suessiales; Symbiodiniaceae
Source: the annotation of a GenBank genome assembly
AUGGAGGAAGACCGGUUGCGAGUGAUUCAUCUGCGGAAGCAAGGCUGGGCGAAGGCUGAGAUCGCAAAUGACAUCGGGCGCUCAGAGCGUUUUGUCGCUCGGUGGUGGCAGCUGGAGCCCUUGGCAGUUCCGCGGCCGCCGGGCGUUCAUCAGUACUUGGCGCAUAGCAUGAUUGGCGACCAGAAGGUCGACCGGACCGACAUGUGGCGAGGCGUCGAGAUUGUGCGGGGCUUCUUCAAAGAUACGACCGGGUUGUACGAGGAGGUCACGUCCAAGUUCACCUCGUGGAAGCAGGGGGCCUCGGAAACCAAAGAUUUCCGGACGGCCUCGUACUUCCUGCGCUACGACCGAGAGGGCAAAAUGCGGAUGAUGACCAUGAAGUCUGCUGGGUAUCAUUCCGGGGUGGUCCCCAGAUUAGACGCUCUGGUGGGCAAGAUUCAUCAGAAGGUUGGGAUCACGGAUCCCAAUCACGGCGCAGGAAUGUACUGGUUCUCCGAUGGGGAUGCGAGUGUUGGAAGCCACCGGCACGUCUUUUGGAGUGCGAGGGUCGCAUUGGGCGCUGAGCGCAUCAUGAUGGUGGACAAGACGCCGAUCCUCAUGCAGGAGGGAGACUUGGUGAUCAUCGGGCCCCAGCGACAUGGCGUUCCUUCAAUGCCUGAGAUCAGUGAAGGCAGCCUGAGGAUCUCCGUCCCCUUCAAGCCCCAGAAGAAGGUGCAGAAGCAGCCCGAGAGGAGCGAAGAGGUGAGCCAGGAGGGUGAAGUGAUGGAUGAAGGAGAGAGUGGAAUGGAUGUAUGGGACCACCUGACAGGAGACGUGGAACCAGAAGACUUGCAAACCUUGAUCAGCAUGGGCUUCGAUGAAGCAGCUGCUGCUUCUGCCUUACAAUUCUUCGACGUCGAGGGUGCCAUCGAUGCCUUGACGAACAGUGACUUCAGCAGUGUACUCGCAGGGCUGAGCUCGGCUUCCCCUGAAGAUGACGUUGACGCCGCUCUAGCCAGGAAAAUGCAGAUGGAAGAGCUGCAAGACACGGAAGAUGCUGGGCUUCAGCAGCAGUUUGAGGAGUACGAGCGAUUGCUGGAAAUCGAUGACGCGGAGAGGUCCUGGGACGGCUAUGGAGACUUGAUGCACAAUUCGUUGCGGAGGGCCAGCUUGAACCUGGACAUGCUGGGACCUCAGACGUUGUACUCUCUGGGCGCGACGGCUCAGACGGAGAAGCAGUUCUUCGAAGUUUUGUCCCUGCAUUCCAUCCGAAUUCUCUAUGACUUUCGGCCCACGGAUUAUCGGGACGAGGUGCGCAGCCGGGCCCCACACUUCGAGGUGCGCACGCUGAAGUCCAACUGCCGGCAGCGCCACAUCCACUACCGCCACGUGGCGGUGGGUAAAGAGAGCGCCUUUGGGGUGCUGAGGCACAUGCAGAGCGACGAGGUGCAGCACAUCUUGGUGGAGCUGGUGUGGCAGGCCAAGCACAGGGGUGUCACCUGCUUCCUGGGACUGGAGGACUGGCGAGAGGAUGGCGUGCGCUUGGCAGUGGCAGAGGAGCUGGCCAAGCACGGGCACCGGGUGCGGCACCUGCUUUCUGACGGCUCAGAGGAGCCCCACGAAACCGGCGCGGGGAUGCCCGACUUCUUGGUGCAGGAGGAGGCCCGGCUCCGCAAGGUCCAGGCGCAGCGCAAGGCCGGGGAGCUGCGGGGCCCCGAGAAGUCGGCGGUGGAGCGCUCCACGGAGGCGGUGGCCAGGUCGUUGGCCAGCGCCAAGGCCCAGGUGGAUGUGGGCGCAGAGCUUCGGGAUGCCGAGAACCAAGAUGCCUUGGUGAAGGCUCAGAAGCGCAUGGUCCGUAUGCAGGUGACCGAGGGCAAGAAAGAGCCGGGGCUGAACAAAAAGGAGCUGGUGGGGCUUCCCGCGCACCUCCUGCGCGAAGCUGCCGCUGUGCGUGAGCGGAUGGAGUCCAAGAAGGGUGAGAAGAAAGAUGGCGGCGUGGUUGCGAACGUGUCUGGCAGAGGUGAAGAACCGCCGGCGUCGAACGCUGCAUCCUCAUCUUCCGGACCGGCUCUGCCUGCGCCCAGUGAAGCUGCGCCGGGAGGAUAUCCGGUUCCCGACUCCCACCCCGAGCGCCGCUGGGGAAAGGCGGAGAAGGAGGUUCUCGAGGGCCAGGAAAAGCGGCGCUGGGGACGACGAGAUGCGAACCCCAACCCGGGGUGA